CUCAAUGGGGUGGGGAGUUGGCCGAAGGACCUGCUUCUGGCCCUCUUCGGUGGCGGCGCUGGCCUGGUCUCCCCGCUGAGGGCUGGCUGAGCUCUCAGUCCGGCACCAUGGGGAAGCGGGACAAUAGAGUGGCCUAUAUGAACCCAAUAGCAAUGGCCAGAUCAAGGGGUCCAAUCCAGUCUUCAGGUCCAACGAUCCAAGAUUACUUGAAUCGACCAAGGCCUACCUGGGAAGAACUGAAAGAACAACUAGAAAAGAAAAAGAAAGGCUCCAAGGCAUUGGCUGAAUUUGAAGAAAAAAUGAAUGAGAACUGGAAGAAAGAACUAGAAAAACACAGGGAGAAAUUGUUAAGUGGAAGUGAGAGCUCAUCCAAAAAAAGACAGAGAAAGAAAAAAGAAAAGAAGAAAUCUGGUAGGUAUUCAUCUUCUUCUUCAUCAAGCUCUGAUUCUUCCAGCAGUUCUUCAGAUUCUGAAGACGAGGAUAAAAGACAAGGAAAAAGGAAAAAGAAAAAAAAGAGUCGUUCACAUAAAUCUUCUGAAGAUUCCAUGUCAGAAACUGAAUCAGACAAUAAGGUAAAAUUGUUUAAACGAGCAAUGUGCUGCCGAAGUGAGCACUCCUCACUCAUUUUAAAGAAGGCCCUUUUAAUGAAAGAACAUGGAUUUCUGUUUCAAAUUGAGUAUAACAUAGAUAAUUUGAAAAAUCUUUUUUCUACUGACAUUAAAGGGCUCAGCAAAAAAAGAAAGAUGUAUCCAGAAGAUAAACCAUUAUCAUCUGAGUCAGAGUCAGAAUCAGAGUAUACUGAGGAGGUACGAGCAAAAAAGAAGAAAAGCAGUGAAGAACGAGAAAAAACAACAGAAAAGACAAAAAAGAAAAAGAAGCAUAAGAAACACAGUAAGAAGAAGAAAAAGAAGGCUGCUAGUUCAAGUCCUGACUCACCAUAACAUUAAGAAGAAUCAGGAUUCACUUAUAAAGAAAGUGCAAUGUCUAAGGAAAUUUCAACUGUGAAAAUUAUGACAUAUUUACUAAAAUGCAUGAAUUUUCUUGUUUUUAAAUUAUUCCUGGACUAUCAGUAGCCACUCAGAUGCCACUGUGUGAAAGGGCCAUAAUUGUUGCCUGCUGCUUGAACAUCUAUUUUUUUUCCCUCUUCCAGUAACUCUGGGAGGUAAUACACUGCAGUCAUACUAGUGGUUUAAGAUAUUUGGGAAUAAAGUUAAUAUUUUGACUAGAAGUAUCUAAUGAUAAAUCAACAAAAACUGAAUCUGUAUACAUCAUUAAGAUGUAAUCAGAAAUGACCAGAUGACUCUAGUUAACUUUUUUUGAAGUAGGGAUUAUGUUGAUAUUUCAAAAUCCUUACUCUUGUAGAUAAGUGUAUUUUAAAUUUUCCCCCUUUUUAUUUACCUGGGGAAGGAGCUUUUAGGGGUGGGGGUGGUUUGCUAUCACUUUAGCUAGCAGAAUAGCGUGCCUUUAUCCUCACACGUCUUAUUUUUGUGGACACAGCAGCCAUGCCUCGUGGGGAGGUCAGAGCCAGGUAUGGCGGCCCUGCCCUUCAUUGAGCUCAGUCACCUCGGACUCUGCCCCGUGCUGCUUUGAGCGAACCAGAGGAAUAGCCUUUUGCAGCAUGAGAAUGCCCCAGAAGCUCUGGGGUUUACCUCCACUUCGAUAAUACUGAAUGUUUUUUAGCGUUAGAAUGUGUUAUAACAUUUGAACUAAUUUUGACUACACUUUGGCUUUGAAAAGGAAUCAUUUCAGAUAGACACUGGUACUUUUUGAACUUGAUAGCUAAAGAUUCUGAAAUGCAUGUUUUAUACUGUUAAGUUUUAACCAGUCAGGAAAAUUUUAUGUAACCAGUGAUAGUUCUUUUAUUUUUUGUAUGAAUUUUGUUUAGGCUGUAAUGUUUAGCUUUUUAUUAACUCCUUAUUCUUGCUAUCUUAAAUUCCUUACUGUGUUUAACAGCAUACUUGCCAAGCUAUUUAGCAUGUAAAAAGCAGGUUUUUGAUUUUUUUUUUUUUUUUUUUUAAACAGCUUCAUAUUGAAGCUGAGACUUACCAUAAAUAAGUUGAGUGGCAGGCCUGGUAUGCUGUGUCUUGUUACAUAAAACUAUUGCCAGAAUCUUAGUAAAUAUAACGUUUUAAAAGUUUGUCUUUGUACAUUCACAACAAAUUAUGAUGAGUUAAAUUUAAGUGAGAAUUACAUUAUUGCUUUUCCUGUGUCAUAUUUUACUAAGAUUUUGUGCCUCAUAUCUCCUGCUGAACUGUUUACUAGUAAUGUUAAAGAGAAUUGAUAAAUCAUUUUCACUUUACAUUUUUAUAUAAUCAGGUAACAUGAAAUAUAAUUUGAUGUACAAUUUUGCCUGUUACAGAGGGUGUGCUAAUUAUAGUGGCAUAUGCACAAAACAUUUUGGCAUGACAAGAAGCUGAAUAAAUAGCUAUUUUAUGUAAAAA
Odocoileus virginianus texanus is the source of this 2441-nucleotide messenger RNA. The record is from RefSeq and is a predicted model, not a curated record. NCBI's taxonomy places the organism in Eukaryota, Metazoa, Chordata, Mammalia, Artiodactyla, Cervidae.